Acanthosepion pharaonis is the source of this 933-nucleotide messenger RNA. The record is from the annotation of a GenBank genome assembly. NCBI's taxonomy places the organism in Eukaryota, Metazoa, Mollusca, Cephalopoda, Sepiida, Sepiidae.
AUGUUAAAUAAGUUUCUUCUUUUUCGCCUUUGGGAUCAAUUGCUGACACCUCUUCAUUCUUUAUCUAUUCAUUCUACCACCAUUCAUUUUUCACUAUUGUCUCUCUUACUAUUCACCCCCUCGUUGUCCUUCUCUUCCUCUUUAUUUCCCAUUCUUUCUCUCUCAUUUUUCUUUGUUCCUAUUCACUCUCUUUCUCACCCUCGUUCUUUUACUCUGUACACACUACUUUUCUUUCUUCUCUCUCUCUCUCUCUCUCUCAUUCUUUCUAUCUAUAUAUCUUCCUUUUCUUUCACUCUCUAUUCUCUCAGAUUUUUUCACAUCUUUCCUUUUCUCUCAAACUUACACAUUUCAAUUCCCUUUCUUUUCUCCUCCAUAUUUUCUCUUUUUCUUUCUUUCUUUCUUUCUUUCUUUCUUUCUUUCUUUCUUUCUUUUAUAUCUCUUUAUUUUCUUUCUUUCAGUCCUAUUCUCAUAAUCUCCCUUUUUCUUUCUUAUUAUCCGCCUUCUUUCUUUCUUUCUUUCUUUCUUUCUUUCUUUCUUUCUUUCUUUCAAUUUCUCUUUCCUUUUUCCCAGUUGAACCCUUCCCUCCUCUUCAUCUCUACUUUCUUCUCUCCCCAUUUUCAUUAUCUUCUCUUUACCUUCUACCUCUUGCUUUCUUUCUUUAUUUAUUUCAAUCUUUCUUUAUUUCUUCCUCUUCUUUCUCCCUUUUUCUUUCAGUUCCUUUCUUUUUUCUUUAGCUUUGCUUCAGUCCUGCUCUCGAUCUCUUUUCUCGCCUUUCUUUCUUUCUUUCUUUCUUUCUUUCUUUCUUUCUCGACUGUCGCUAUAUGUCUGUCUGUCUCUCUCUCUCUCGUCACAUUUUUCGCUUUUUUUAUCUUUCUCUUCAAGUGCCUGGCUUCUUCUAUAAGGAGUGGAGCAAGUUGGAUUUCCUACACAUAA